This is a messenger RNA of Sycon ciliatum, 2147 nucleotides long. Its product is annotated as glucose-6-phosphate exchanger SLC37A2-like. Gene Ontology annotation, cellular component: membrane. The transcript has 11 exons. Gene Ontology annotation, molecular function: transmembrane transporter activity. The coding region runs from base 128 to 1435 and encodes 435 amino acids. The record is from RefSeq and is a predicted model, not a curated record. NCBI's taxonomy places the organism in Eukaryota, Metazoa, Porifera, Calcarea, Leucosolenida, Sycettidae. Gene Ontology annotation, biological process: transmembrane transport.
GGAGUGAGAUCGAUACCAGCAUACAAUGUAGUCGGACUCGGAGACCCGGACGAUAAAUGUUGGCCAUGGACCAUGGUGCUGGAAAGUAAUGCUCAGUAGUUUGGAAUAGUACUGAGAUAGCGUGAGAAUGGCUUCAGCAAAUCCCAGCGAGACGAAUCUGCACGCAUCACCUUCUCAUGCUGGAUCAGCUAAUGCGGACCAGUCUCGCUCGAAAUGGGUUUGCCUGGCGCUGGCGUGGUUGUCCUAUGCUGGCAUCACUGCGCUGCGCAAGCCGCUAGGAGUGGGGAAGAAGCCUCUGUCCAAAGAUCUCCAUCUCGGGCGAACUGAGCUGGGCUUUCUGGACAUGGCGUUUCUGAUGCCGUAUGCCAUUGUUCAGGUGACGGUUGGCAGCCAGGCGGAUAAAGUAGCGGCGCACGUUGUGCUGUUCUUCGUUCUCUUCACCUCAUCAACGUCUAUGCUCUCCUUCGGCAUGUGGAACAGCCUCUUGCCACUUGUUGUCCUUCUUUUCAUCGCAGGUUCUGCACAGGCUUUUGGGUGGCCGGCAUGUGUGAAGCUGGUCUCUGGCUGGUUCCCCAGCCGCAGCUCCAGCAAUGUGUUCGGUGUGUUUGGAACGUGUAUGUCUGUCGGCGGAAUUGGAGGCACCAUGCUUGCGGUGUGGUUGCUGGCCCACUGGUCUUGGCGCUACUCCUUUCUACCACAAUCCAUCUUUGUGCUGGUGCUCUCGUUUGUGGUGCUGCUUUUCCUGCCCGUUGCACCAUCAAACCUGGACCCUUUGUCCCAAAGUGCACCAUUGUCACCAUCGGCCUCUACACCAAAGUCCGUGAACACUCUUCAGUUGCUUAGCAUCGAAUGCGUGAAAGAGCUGUGCCUGGCUAACUUCCUCAUUAAACUAGUCCGCUAUGCCUUCUUCAUGUGGCUGCCGCUCUAUCUGUCGGAGCAGCUACACUUCACUGACUCCCAUGCUGGACUGAUGUCGACAACAUUUGAGAUUGGCGGUUUCAUCGGUACUCUCUUCUCUGGGACAAUUAUUGAAAAGCUCUACGGUGGUCGGCAGCUCUCCACAAUGACUGGCCUCCUGUUGGUUGGUUGCGUGAGCAUUGGUGCAUUCAUCGCAACCGCCAAGCAGGGCAUGGUCAUGAACUGUGCCAUGCUGUCACUGGCGGGAGCAGCCAAUGUGGCCACAGAUCCCAUCAUCUCCGCUAUGGUACCAAUGUCGAUUGCGGAGCUCGAAGGAACCAACAUCAAAGCUGGCCUGGCGAGUGUCAUUAAUGGCAUGGGAAGUGUUGGCGUGAUACUGGAGGGUCCACUGAUCGGCAAGAUUGCAGACCUCUACGGCUGGUCGGUGUGCCUGUAUGUCCUGGUGAGCCUGCAAAUACUCUCACUGGUGUUGGUGCGCUUGGCAGCCUCUCACCAGCGCAACAAGCCUCUCAGCUAGUUAAUGAUCUAGUAGCCACCGCAAGUGGCGUCACCGACACGUCCAUCCGAGGACGGUUUCCACCAGCAACAUGAUAAGUUCUGGUUGGGUUUCAGCAUUGCACAACAUUCGAAACCCACCGACUCGGACAGCAUACUCCCAUAGUAAACCCACACGAACGUACUUGAGAGCCGCUUUUUAUACUCCGCCUCUCCUACUGGGAGAGAUGCCACAUGCCCUUCUUGAAUUUUGAAACAUACCCAAUCCUAACCCCUAACCCAAUCCCUGGUGAGUCUACCAGUAUACUUGUAUGCCCUUCCAGUGAAAGGGACAUUCAGUCCAAUCUUUGUUUGUUUUUGUUUUUCAAGAUACUGACCAUAGGAGUCAGUCGUCUUAUUUGCCACAUGUACUCUUUAAAAUAGUCUGUGAUCUGGGGAUAGGUUCCGAUCACAAUGAGCCGCCAUAUUUGAGCUCAACUGUUUCUGUUCAGUUUUCCAGACAUUUUUUAGGAGGGAUUCUUGCAUAUAUUUUUUAAGCUUACCGUGAUCAAUUGCAAUCAAGAUUGAUGUUGAAGGGUUUGAUGUGUCACCCGUUGCUGUUACUGCCAUAGCAGCCACAGCAGUGUCAACUACUAACGUUACAGCUGUGCCACAUCAGAACUUGUUUAGGGACAAUCUGAGCCCUGGCUUGCCGAGCGAGAUCAUCUAGACUACGCAAGAUGAGAUUAUCUACA